CUCCAUUGGAUUGGCCCUUUACUUGCCACAGCUGCCAUUAGCUUGUCUGGCAAAUCCAAUUAUGCGCUUAUGUCCCCGGUCUAAAAAUAGUCGAAAAUGACAGAAAACACAGAAUCGACACGUCGCUUGUUGUGAGCGCAGAGGAAAUGAUAUCUGGGGACUUUGGUCUCAGCAAAGACAAUUGAGCUGUCAUGAGGACAUGAUGACGACGACGAUGACGAUAGGCAACAAGCUGCCGUGACAGAUGGGGACCUGGCGACGAAGGAGAGGUGGAUGACAUGGCAGCGGGGGACGUGUGAGAGGAAGGAUUAGAUUGACAAGGCGGAUGUCUGAGGGAAAUUAAAGGGAAUAAGGAUGGGGACCUUUGUGACCCUGGCAGAGGUGCUAGAGGCCAGGGGUUCACCACUCGAUGAGGAUGAGGUCUGGUGUCUGCUGCUUGUCACCACCGAGGCCUUACUGGAUGUUUCCAAGAAAGGCUCUGGCAACAUGUGCAGUGUCCUCAGCCCAGGCUCGGUGCUACUGUCCGCUAAUGGACGUAUGGCCUUCAAGAGCUGCGGGCGAAAUGAUGAUGUGGCCUCUUUCGUGGCUCCUGAAGUCAUUCAGGGUCACACCGCCUCCACAAGAACCACAGCUGAAAAGACGCUUGUGUACUCACUGGGCAUGACUUUUUACUGGUGCGUGGAUUAUCAGGUACCUCAAAACCAGCCCAUCUAUCUUAGUGCAGCGCUGGAGGGUUUACUCUUGAGCAUGUGCGAGGACACAGUAGUGAGGCGGACAAACCUGAUGACGGUGCUCGAGACCUGCGAGCUUCACCACAAGACCUUUAUGCUCCAUCCAGCGGAGCGGCUUGUCAAGCAGCUGGUGGAAGACAUCUACAGAAACUCGGUAGAUCCGGUGUCAAUGACAGAAAACGGAUCCCUGCUGAGUGAUCGCAGUCAGAUCAUCAGAGACAAGUUACACGGUCGGUCUUUUUGUAACUCUACAUGGUUGACAAAAAAGAAGAUCUCCAGAAGAUUCUCAGGAGCAUCCUAUACACCAGAGUCCUUGGGAUGUCGACGCACUGAGAGUAACGGGAGCUGGCAGCAAUUCAAUCGCACUGUUUGUAGCCCAUACCUGGGCGGAGACCGACGCGCUAACUCGAGAUUUCUCACACAGUUUGAGUCGACAAUGAGUCUGACUGAGAAAAAAAUGAAGGAGAUGGGUCCAGAAUUUAUUAGAAUGUCGGAUGAGCCCGUGGUUGUCUUAGAGCUGCCUGGAUCCAUUUUGUCAAAAAAGGGGAAAUCUCCCAGCACGCAGCGAGAACUGACUGUGGUGAUGCCAAACGGUCAGAACAUAGCCAUCAAAUGCGAGGUGAAAUCCAGAGGCGGCGACGUGUUUGAUAUGAUUGUCGCUCACGCCAACCUGGUGGAACACUUUUACUUCGGCCUUGCUUACAUUGAUGAUAACGAGUUUUUCUUUGUGGACAAUGAGACCAAGAUUUCCAAAAUUGCUCCCGAGAGCUGGAAGAAAGUGCCUUCAACCACCUUUGUCCUUUUCUUCAGGGUCAAAUUCUUUGUCAAUGACAUUUCUACUAUUUUGCACAAACAGACCCACCACCAGUACUACCUCCAACUUCGAAGAGACCUCUUGGACAACAGAUUGUCCUGCCAUGAGGAGACUGCUCUGUACCUCGGAGCGCUGGCCUUGCAGACGGAGUAUGGGGACUGCAUGCCUGAGGUGUACGGUAGAAACUACUGUCGCCCCGAUCAAUACGUCCCCAAAAGCGUGAUAGAGAAACGCGCCUUGCCUUAUAUUCUCGGAGAACUGCAACGGCUCCACACAAACAAUGCCCAGAUGCUCACAGAUGAAUCCGAGCUGGAGUUCCUCAAAGUGUGUCUGCAGUUGCCCGAAUACGGUGUUUUGUUCCACCGCGUGACACGUGAGAAAAAGCCCGUGGAAGGAGAAAUUAUCCUCGGAGUUUGUGCCAAAGGCGUUAUUGUCUAUGAGGUGAAAGAUGGCUGCCGAAGCACAAGCCAGACGUUUUAUUGGAGGGAGACGGAAACUAUUUCCUCCAAUAGGCAUAAAUUUGUAAUCGAGUGCCGGGCCAGUAAGAAGAAACACACCUUCAUCGCAGAGACGUCAAAGAUAGCCAAAUACCUGUGCAACCUCUGCUCAUCGCAGCACAAGUUCAACAACGAGAUGAAUUCUCGUCAGCUCAGUCACAGCAUGGUCUCGGACGAGAACAUUUCUCAAUACGCGACGGCUUGCCGGACUCCAAACAGCCGCUUCAAGUCCAUCAUGGGCUCCGAGACGCCUCAAGAUGACAGCGGUCUCAACACUCCUCAACGCGAGUCUCUGACAAGGCUUUGUGAAGAUGUCGCCGCUCGGAUCGAGGCCCGCUUUAAACAGCAGCGCCAGAGCCUUUACGAACAAAGCACGUGCUCCAGCAGUCAGUGCGGCAGCACUGGCAUGCGUUCUCCAGCCUGUUCUCCCAGAAGUGGAUCUGAAGCUCCUUUUGGCUCACCAGCAGCCAGAGAAACUCCAACGAAACAAGGGCCACCGUCAGAGAGAGAGGUCCUAUGCGUUUCUCUCAAGAAAGAUCCGAAGCUUGGCCUUGGCAUCAUGAUUGUGGGAGAAGACACGGCGGGACGCUAUGAUCUGGGCAUUUUUAUUGCAUCUGUGGUGCCGGGGGGGCCUGCUGAUAAGGAUGGACGUAUACGAGCAGGUGGUCGCCUGAUCUCUCUGAACCACAUCAGCCUGGAGGGCGCCACCUUUAGCGAGGCAGCGGAGGUCAUGCAGAGCAGCCCGGAGGAGGUGCAGCUCAUUAUCUCACAGCCAAAAGCCCCACAAACUCCAAACACUCUGCGGCCUUCUGCAUUGAGGAAUUAUGAGUCGCAAACUACGCUGAUGGCAUACGGGCAGCCGGGAGACAGCCUGGAUGAGAUUGUCUCCGUCAUGAUGGAGCCAAAGACCGGCAACAGACUCCAGCCUCCCCAAGAAGUCCGGAUCUUAAACGCGCAGGACGGCUGUUCGCUUUCUUCCUCUCUGAACUGCGUGAGGUCGGAGGAGAACAUCGUGAAGCUCAAGAAGGUCGCCGGAAGCCUGGGCAUCAGCAUCACGGAUGGUGUCACUACUAAUGCUCCCAACGGUGGAAUCUACAUCAAGAGCCUUGUUCCGGGAGGGUCUGCUGAGAGAGACGGUCGCCUACGUGCAGGUGACAGGAUAUUAGAGGUCGAUGGGAUUCGUUUUCAAGGCUUCACCUAUGAACAGGCCGUGGAAUGCCUGUGCAAAACCGGGGAUACGGUGACAUUGGCUGUGGAGAGUGCGCCCAAGAGCUUCCCGAGAGUUUCAUUGAGCGCCAACACUGACAGCAGUGAGCCCAUUCAAAAUGUGGAUGGAGCGACCAGGCAGUUUCGGAUCAACAGCGCCUCGUCCAUGAGCACCCCUUCCCACGUUUUCUGCGACCGACCCAGGGACUACAACUUUGUUACCGAUGAAAAUACACAGGAAGUGACUCUGACUAAGAGCGCCAACGGUCUGGGCUUCAGCUUCGUUAUGUGUGAGCUGGACCCGCCGAUUCCGGAGUUGGGCAACCUGAUCCGGAUAAAGCAGCUUUUCCCCGGCCAACCGGCCCAAAUGAGUGGCAGGAUCAAUGAGGGGGAUGUACUUUUAGCCAUCGACGGCCAUUCGCUCAAGGAGCUGUCUUAUCCAAAAGUACUAAAGUUGUUCAAGACGUCAGGCCCCGAGGUCCGACUGACCCUCUGUAGGCCUUUACCAGGGAUCCUUCCAUCGAUCCAUCAGCUUACAGGGGGCGCGUGAGUCAGUCGUGUGUCACACAGCGGCGACCAAGAACAUUUGGAGGCAGCUCUCUUUGCAUCCUGAUCAGACGGAGAUGUCAUACGAGGAUUUGCUCAAAGAGGGCAGCAUACGAAAGAAACAGAUGAACUGACUGCAGGUGAAACACGGGAGUUUGUUUGCGGCAAGAUGAACCAAACGAAAGACAACUGGAGUAUAUACCAAAAAGACGACAUCAAUUGCGGGCUUUUAAGGAUACCUGUGCUUCUUAGCACCAUAAAAUAAUACCGUGGGUUUUGCUUCUGAAUAUGUAUCCUGAUAUCAGUGGGUUUUUUUUUAAUAUAUAUGUUGGAGGUUUUGUUUGUGGACACUACUCUUUUCAAUGCAAAAUAAAACUACCUGAACCAAAAUCUGACCUCAAUGUGGAUGAUUCCCCCUCCAAAAAAAAAAAAAAAAGCCCAAGUUAAAUAUGAAGACAAAUUGGGCAGGGCGGACACUGGCGCACGCCUCCCUGGGUAAGGAGGAGCCAGUCAUCGUCCCUCGUAAAAUAAGGGGUUCCUGUAUUACAGCCAAAGCCAGUAGUGCAUCUGGAUCCCAUCACCACUUGUGCUCCCUUUGCAAAUGAUCCCAAAUGUUUCUAAUUAUGCCAGUGGAGACGGCCCAAGGCUGUGUGAGUAUGUGUAUGUUUUGUGUGGAAUCGCCCUGACGGACGUGUACACCCAAACACUAGCCUUUGUUUAUUCAUGAGCGGAGAAGCAGCAAUGGACAGCGCGGUCUUGACCUCUGCGGCCUCUGCUUAGGUCAGUGCACGUGGCGAUGACUGAUGAGGGCAAUGAUGGAGUAUGGGAAGAAUAUCAAUUGAGGAGUUUGGAGUGGGAACUCAGUAAAAAAAAAAAAAAAAAUACAGCUUUCACCAUCUGACUAAAUAUGUCCUCACCUCGAAUCAAAAGGGCGCACAUUCAUACAUCUUAGGCCACCCUCCCUGAACCAGGAUACACAUUCAAACACAAACUGCCAGUCCUACUUUCGGAGCUGAGGUGCACAAGCAAAUAAAACUGAGCACGGCAAUGUUAGAUAAUGGGCCUGCGUCAAAAACCGCCACACUAUGUGUACGUUGAAUUGAUU
Messenger RNA from Hippocampus comes (tiger tail seahorse), 4899 nucleotides. It is a transcript of the gene frmpd2, whose product is annotated as FERM and PDZ domain containing 2. Gene Ontology annotation, molecular function: protein binding. Bases 355 to 3798 code for a protein of 1147 amino acids. The transcript has 29 exons. NCBI's taxonomy places the organism in Eukaryota, Metazoa, Chordata, Actinopteri, Syngnathiformes, Syngnathidae. Gene Ontology annotation, cellular component: cytoskeleton. The record is from RefSeq and is a predicted model, not a curated record.